AUUCGUCCAUUCGUCAGUUUUCGGGUGAAGAGGCAGCGCAGUUUGGUGUUUUAUUGAGCGGCCUGCCUAAAGGAAACUAAAUCAUGGCGAAAACCAUCUCAUUGCAACAGGCUAAUAAGGAGCAUACCCUUGUUGUAUCCAGGGACUUCAUUUCCCAACCCCGUCUAACCUACAAAACAGUCUCGGGAGUGAAUGGACCAUUAGUAAUCCUUGAUGAGGUGAAAUUCCCUAAAUUCUCUGAGAUCGUACAGCUCAAACUUGCAGAUGGCACCCUACGUUCAGGACAGGUAUUGGAGGUCAGCGGCUCAAAGGCUGUGGUCCAGGUAUUUGAAGGUACAUCAGGAAUUGAUGCCAAAAACACACUUUGUGAAUUCACUGGUGACAUUCUACGUACACCAGUGUCUGAAGACAUGUUGGGUCGUGUAUUUAACGGCUCUGGAAAGCCCAUUGACAAGGGUCCACCCAUCUUGGCAGAGGACUACCUUGACAUUCAGGGACAGCCAAUCAACCCCUGGUCACGUAUCUACCCUGAGGAAAUGAUCCAGACUGGUAUUUCUGCUAUUGAUGUGAUGAACUCAAUUGCCCGUGGUCAGAAGAUCCCCAUCUUCUCUGCAGCCGGUUUGCCACACAAUGAAAUCGCCGCCCAGAUCUGUCGUCAGGCCGGUCUUGUUAAGGUCCCCGGUAAAUCAGUGUUGGACGACCAUGAAGACAACUUCGCCAUCGUAUUUGCCGCUAUGGGUGUGAACAUGGAGACAGCCCGAUUCUUCAAGCAGGACUUCGAAGAGAAUGGCUCUAUGGAGAACGUGUGUCUGUUCCUUAACCUUGCCAACGAUCCUACCAUUGAGAGAAUUAUUACACCACGUUUGGCUCUUACUGCUGCUGAAUUCUUGGCCUACCAGUGCGAGAAACACGUACUUGUAAUUCUGACUGACAUGUCUUCAUACGCUGAAGCGUUGCGUGAAGUGUCCGCCGCCCGUGAGGAGGUACCCGGACGAAGAGGUUUCCCAGGUUACAUGUACACGGAUUUGGCCACAAUUUAUGAGCGAGCGGGGCGUGUCGAAGGCCGUAACGGAUCGAUCACACAGAUCCCAAUUCUUACUAUGCCUAACGACGAUAUUACUCACCCAAUUCCUGACUUGACGGGUUAUAUUACUGAGGGACAGAUCUACGUCGACCGUCAGCUACACAACCGUCAGAUCUACCCUCCAGUCAAUGUGCUGCCAUCUCUGUCCCGUCUCAUGAAGUCUGCUAUCGGAGAGGGUAUGACCCGAAAGGACCACUCUGAAGUCUCCAACCAACUGUACGCGUGUUACGCCAUUGGUAAAGAUGUGCAGGCGAUGAAGGCCGUCGUAGGAGAAGAGGCUUUGACGCCCGAUGACUUGCUCUACCUCGAGUUCCUUACCAAGUUUGAGAAGAACUUCAUCACACAGAGUAACUACGAGAACCGCACGGUGUUCGAAUCCUUGGACAUCGGCUGGCAACUCCUGCGUAUCUUCCCCAAGGAGAUGCUUAAGCGUAUCCCGGCCGCCACUCUUGCGGAAUUCUACCCUCGGGACUCGCGUCAUUAAAACCUUUAUAGCCCUGAUACGACCUUCUUAGCCCUUUGCUGUCAUGUUUGCGGUAUUUCAACGAUUUUAACCUCAAUAAAUUUCUGGGUAUAAUGAACCCCCUUAUACAAGGUUUUACCCGCUAACGCGAUGGCAAUAUCCUGUGAGCCUUUAAAAAAGAAUCAGGUUCAACAGGUUGCCAUGGUUUUAGUUCAACUGUUUCACGAGAUUUAUUAAAUUAUUUAUUUACACAUAAAAAUCUAUAUUUAUUUGAAUGUUGCUACACAACGAUUGAACAGAAUGUCGUAUCGCGUCCUUGUAAGAUAUUACUUAUUAGUAAGUUGUUAAUAGUUAAUGUAUUUCAUGUGUAACAAUAAAAUUAUAUCGUGUUGAUAUUUAAAGCCAUAUAUGUGUUGCUAGAACGUUUUAAAGACAAUAUAUUUUUCGCUCUAUUCAAUUUUUAUUUGCACAAAAAUGGGGAAGCAAAUUUUAUACUGACAACACCGAAAAAGUUUUGCUUUCAAUGGAUAUUCCGAUUCUGGAAUCGGUAUGUGAUAUAGCUUGGAAAGGACACGUGUAUAUACGCAGGAACAAAAUGUUGCAUUCCAAAUUCCUUUUCACUCCAAAGCUCUAUUCUAUAAAGUGAAUUAGGAUACUGUUGUUUGAAUGGAAAUAAACUAUAGAAAUUA
Pieris rapae (cabbage white) is the source of this 2236-nucleotide messenger RNA. RefSeq names its product V-type proton ATPase subunit B (gene Vha55). Gene Ontology annotation, biological process: ATP metabolic process; proton transmembrane transport. The record is from RefSeq and is a predicted model, not a curated record. NCBI's taxonomy places the organism in Eukaryota, Metazoa, Arthropoda, Insecta, Lepidoptera, Pieridae. Gene Ontology annotation, molecular function: ATP binding; proton-transporting ATPase activity, rotational mechanism. Gene Ontology annotation, cellular component: proton-transporting V-type ATPase, V1 domain. The transcript has 11 exons. Bases 84 to 1568 code for a protein of 494 amino acids.